Messenger RNA from Musa acuminata AAA Group (dessert banana), 3353 nucleotides. RefSeq names its product patatin-like protein 3. Bases 362 to 1537 code for a protein of 391 amino acids. Lineage: Eukaryota; Viridiplantae; Streptophyta; Magnoliopsida; Zingiberales; Musaceae. The record is from RefSeq and is a predicted model, not a curated record. Gene Ontology annotation, biological process: lipid metabolic process. The transcript is spliced from 3 exons.
ACACGUGCAAGCCCAUCUGAACUCCCCGCCGAGUCGUCGCCGAAUCCCCCUCCACCGACCCGACGCAACCCACGCCUCACCAGCCUUCGUCCCACUUUCCGCAGCGCAUCUCCCCGCCUCCGAUCUCGACCGUUUGCGGCUCAUCCGACGGUUGCUGCGGCUCACGUACGGGUCAGGCCCACGUUCCGCUAACGUGCUCCGUGGUCGUGACCCUGACCUGCGCGCCUUUCCCCUUGGCUAUUUAAGCUGGAAGAGCAGUUCGCCGCCUUCCAAGCUCGAGUCCUCCGUUCCGUUCCAGAUAAAUCCGGUUCGGUUCUUUUUCUCCGUGGGGCUCGACCGCUUCCAUCACGCUCUCGGAAGGAUGGCGUUCGUCGACGCCGACAAGCUCAGUUACGAGAUCUUCUCCGUCCUCGAGAGCAAGUUCCUCUUCGGCCUCGACGACCCCAACAAGCUCUUCUUCCCCACCUCCUCCUACUCCUCAGCUGGCGCCUCCCCCCGGACCGCCGCAGGUGCCCGAGGAAGGAUCCGGAUCCUGUCCAUCGACGGCGGCGGCAGCCCCUCCGAUGCCCUCCUCGCCGCGGUCGCCCUCGCCCGGCUCGAGUCCUCCCUCCGUCACCGUUCCGGCGACCCAUCCGCCCGCGUUGCCUACAUGUUCGACGUCGCGGCCGGCUCCGGCGCCGGCGGCGUCCUCGUCGCGAUGCUCUUUACCAGUGACCACGACGGUCGGCCCUUGUUCUCCGCAACCGACGCCCUGCACCUCCUCCUCUCCGAGAGCCGCCGCCGCGGGCGCGGCUUCUCCUCCGGGAGGGGCCUAUUCCGUGGGAUGUUCCGUCGACCCGGGAGAUUCUUCCGUCGGAUCUUCGGCGACGCGACGCUGAGGGACACCGUCAAGCCGGUGCUCAUCCCGUGCUACGACCUCGCCACGGGGGCGCCGUUCCUCUUCUCGCGGGCUGACGCGGUAGAGGCAGACGGGUACGACUUCCGGAUGUGGGAAGUGUGCGCGGCCACGUGCGCCGACGCAUCCACCGCGGCGGUCGAUCUGCGGUCGGUGGACGGGCGGACGCGCGUCACCGCGGUGGGCGCCGGGGUGGCGAUGGCCAACCCUGUGGCCGCGGCCAUCACGCACGUCCUCCACAACAAGCCGGAGUUCCCGUUCGCGGCCGGGGUGGAAGACCUCAUGGUGGUGUCUCUCGGCGCUUCCGCCCCCGCGCCAGCCGCACCGGGUGCCGCUGAGCUCGUCAGGAUCGCUGGCGAGGGCUUCGCCGACAAGAUUAACUCAUCAAAAGCCGUGGCUUUUGUGAUCAUCGUCAGGUGGAUCAAGCGGUGGCGACGGCAUUCGGACACCGUAGAGCAAGCAAUUACCUGCGCAUACAGCAGAGGUCGCCGACCCGCUGGUCAAUUUGGCCGAGGAGAGGGGUCGUCGUUUUCUCCGGGAAAGGGCUCCCCGCCUGUAUGUCCGGCGAGACACGCCUCGUCUUCAUUCCUGCACACAGGUCGGGUCGGAAGCUCGGCCCGACCCCUCCGACGAUCAAGUUAGUGAUGUGGAGGAGAGUGCUCUCUCCUUUUUUCCUUUUCUCCUGUAUCUUUAGAACGCGAGGGUAUUUAUAAGGGGUUUGAGUGUUACCGGAUGCACCUGCCCACUGGGAGCAGGGUCGUACCCCCUGAUGACGUUUGACAUUGUUGUUGGCAUGUCAUGAGGAGGCAAGUUUGAGCGGUCGUUGAUGGGCCUCGGUUGGCGUUCCAGCCCAUGCUAGCCAGGCGUUGUCAGCCUGUCAAAGACACGAGGCGUCAGCUGAUGUCACGAGGGUCUUGUCGUAAUUAUUGCCCUUUAUCACCUAUAAUAACGUGGUUAUAGCCACAGCCGAUGGAUAGCCUCUACAUGACACCGCAUUCAUGUCGGAAAAUUGUACGCCAAAGACGACGAGCUCGAAGAGCUCGGUGGAGGCAGCAGAACGCGUUCUGUCAUAGCGACACGUGGAGUCGCUGCUCUUCAGAGGGCGAGGAAAGAUCUCGGAGCGGACCAACGGUGACGAGCUCGACCGGUUCACGGAGGAGCUCGUAAAGGAGGAGGAGUGGAGGAAGAAGGGCCCGAUCCCGACGGUGGUGCUAAAGCAAGUGAUGACGCCGCGAACGUCGUCAGCGACGACCGCGACUACGAUCACCGUUACCACGACUAUUUCUACGAGCACAACAUCGACAUGAUGGAGACGGUGGAGUCGAGAUAGCUGCUUGUGCAUAGACUGUUGUGGGUUCUAAAAUGUGUGUUUUCCUUAGCGGAGGGUAUGACGUGGGAAAUCAAUUCAAGCUUGGAAAUUGUUCGCUAAAUUAUUAACGCCGUAGAAAUGUGAAUUUGGAUCUCUCAUAUUAAUUGUGUUUGGAAUUCAAGAUGGACACUAUUUUACCUUCGAACUUAUGAUUCCCAAUUAUAUGUGAUCAUCUAAAUGAUUUUUGGAACAUAAUGGCUUUCUUUGGAAAAAAUCAACAUAUGAUAGCAUUAAGAAGCAAUCUAAAACCCAAGUAUAAUCGAGCGUUGGAGUCAAAAUAGCACUCGUUUGACCAAUGUGAUGUAGUUGCAUUAUUGAAGGGUUUAACCUCUGAACUACGAUGAGGCUGACUUCUCACUCGAGUUGAUGAUGAACACGUCACUGAGAGUGAAGUGACAAGACUGGUGCAACUCUAGGUUUGGCAAGACGAGCCACGGCCCACUGCAUGAGCGCCAAGGAAACUUCCUCCGAGUUGCCUUUUACCUUUCGUCAACCUGUGGUCGUCUCAGAUCCCACAGCGAAUAAACCACAGGUGCAAAUCCAACAUGUAGAGGGGCAUGAAACAAACAGUCCCAAGGAGAAUCUGCAUCUCUGAUGAUACUCUAAUGAACCUCCCACUGGAUACGGAGCAACAGCUCAUCCUGUGUUGGCUCAACAUGGCAUAAGAAGAGCUCGGUGUCCGUGUUUAGUUUGUCACCCACUUGGAAGAAACAGUCUCCAUGAUUUACGGUUAUGAAGAUUACAAGGUGGCUGAAGCUUUUGGAUUCCUUUGGUGUACUAAUAGAUUCACAUCUUCCUGCAGCUAUAUAGUUUUUUUUGAGACAACUAAUUUCCUUCUCCAUUUCUGCACUGAUCUUAUACUGUAAACGUGUGAUAUAUAUAUAUAUACAGAGAGAGAGAGAGAGAGAGAGCAUGUACGAGAUCUGUAUCUUUCUACAGGUAAUAGUGCUCUAACAAUGUCUUCUUUGAUAAUAUCUGUACGGGAGUUCAUCAUGCAGACAGAUAGUGUGAGCUAGUGCUGCAUGCAUGGCAACGAUAAAUCAAUAUGGUGCUGCAAACUAAUACUAGUUACUUAUACAUUUCCCAGAA